UUCAUACGUACAUACAUGAAUAGGGAUUUUCACAAUGACUUAGCAUGUAUAUUUUACAAAGUGAUUAUACAUUCUCAAUAAAGUAUUCCAUUGCAAACAUUCAAGAACGGAGCGCCGAAACGUUUGAAAAAAUUUCUACGUAGAUAUGCCUGGAACGAAAUCCCAAAAACCUGGCGCUCUUUCGAAACUUUAUCUGGUGUUAUAUAAUCUCGGACAAACUUUGGGAUGGAGUUACAUAUUGUAUCUAAUUAUACAACAUUACAUAAAUCCUUCUCAUAAUACUUUGUGGGAUAAAACACAGCUUCCUGUAAUUAUUUUUCAGAAUGCAGCUGUGUUAGAGAUAAUACAUGCAGCAAUUGGCAUUGUAUCUUCCAAUGUUAUAACCACAACAUUGCAAGUUUUUAGUCGUGUAAUGGUUGUGGUUGGAGUUAUCUUGGCUACUCCUGAUUCGUAUGCUGCUGCAUCUCCAGGACUUCCGCUAGCUCUCAUUGCAUGGUCUAUCACAGAAAUCAUUAGAUACUUCUAUUAUUUUGCGAAUCUUACUGGUAUUGUGCCAUAUAUAUUAGUCUGGCUCAGAUAUACUACGUUUAUUAUAUUGUAUCCGAUUGGGGUAACUGGUGAAUUAUUAUGUUUCUAUGCUGCUGUGCAAUACUCUAACGAUAAUUCUGACUCAUGGAGUUACAUUUUACCAAACAAAUGGAAUUUCACAUUUAGCUAUUUGUAUGUUUUGAUAGGAAUUAUGAUAAGUUAUACACCAUUUUUCCUUCAUCUUUAUCUGCACAUGUUUACACAAAGGCGAAAAAUGCUUAAUCCUAGUGCAACGGUUAAGAAGGCUCAUUAGCUAUAAAAUUUAUAUAAAAAAUAAAAUUAAAUUAAAAAUUGCUAUAUGUAUAUAAAGGGGAUAGGAGAGAUAAUAAAAGGGAUAUAAAAGGAGGAAAAAUUUCUUUUGUACUAAAGCAUAUUAUUAAUUUAAAAUGAUAUGCAUACUAUUAAAUAUAUGAAAUAUU
Cataglyphis hispanica is the source of this 1007-nucleotide messenger RNA. RefSeq names its product very-long-chain (3R)-3-hydroxyacyl-CoA dehydratase 2 (gene Hacd1). Gene Ontology annotation, cellular component: endoplasmic reticulum membrane. Gene Ontology annotation, biological process: fatty acid elongation; sphingolipid biosynthetic process; very long-chain fatty acid biosynthetic process. The record is from RefSeq and is a predicted model, not a curated record. The transcript has 5 exons. Bases 146 to 841 code for a protein of 231 amino acids. Gene Ontology annotation, molecular function: 3-hydroxyacyl-CoA dehydratase activity. NCBI's taxonomy places the organism in Eukaryota, Metazoa, Arthropoda, Insecta, Hymenoptera, Formicidae.